Messenger RNA from Jatropha curcas, 1032 nucleotides. RefSeq lists its product as uncharacterized. NCBI's taxonomy places the organism in Eukaryota, Viridiplantae, Streptophyta, Magnoliopsida, Malpighiales, Euphorbiaceae. The record is from RefSeq and is a predicted model, not a curated record.
GAGAAAAAAUAACCAAUUUGGCAUUAUCUUGUGAAGAAGAAGCGCCAGGAGCGUUCUUGCUGUGAGUGACUAUGACCCUCGCCAAUUCACCAUUUAUCUGUUUCUCCAUCUAUAAAAGCUGCGAAAACUACCUAAGCUGAAAAAACUGAUCAAAAUCUGAACUGGGUUUUUCUUAAUUUCCGCAGGAAAUCUCUCUAUCCAAAGAUCAAAUGGGCUUCGAUUCAGAUUUUGAAAAAAGUCCUGCGCCUAAGCUUUCUUUCCUUUCACUUCCAAACAAGCCACAAGACCCACCAGGAUUGUUAACUCCACCAAUCCAUACUUUAGCUUCAGUUCCAUUCCAAUGGGAGGAAGCUCCUGGCAAGCCUAGACUCUCCAACACACACCACCACCAGCCGCCGCCCAAGUCCAAGACGGCGAGGUGCUUAGAAUUGCCUCCAAGACUGUUAAAUGAGGCCAAGGUCAAUAACGUUUCUUCUCCUACAACUGUUUUGGAUGGGCCUUAUUUAUCGAGUCAGUCUAAUUCUCUAACUCGAUCUAGCUCCUUGUCAUUUAGAAACGGAAAGUCGUUUAGUAAUUUAGAUAACUUAAGCAGGAGAAGUAAUAAAGGGAGAGGCAUAUUUUGGUCCAGUCGGUGGGGGAGUUUUAGAGGGAAUCAUAAAGAGGUGAUUGAAGGUAGUAUUGACUUGUCAUCUUCCGCUUGUAAUGGCCAUGAUGGUGGUGGAAGUAGCGGCGGUGAUACAAAAGUGAAGGUUACAAGGGUUAGAAGGAAAUUUAGCUUCUUUAGUUUCUCUUCUACAAGAUCACAUUCGUGGACAAACAUCUAUGAAAGCUUUAAGCAGGUGGUCCCAAGGAGAGGUAGGCAAAGAAAUUGAGGAAGAUCGUGAACCAAUAAUAUUCAUUACCAAAUGUCAACAAUGUGGAGCCUACUCCUGUCAAGCUUCCAUUUUAGAAUUUUUGUAUAUAAGAAAAAAUUUUAAUAAUUUAUCUUAUAUUUGUUGACUUAACUGAUGUGAUUAAUUAUUUUUUUAAGCA